Aspergillus eucalypticola CBS 122712 is the source of this 981-nucleotide messenger RNA. RefSeq names its product protein tyrosine phosphatase-like domain-containing protein. Gene Ontology annotation, molecular function: 3-hydroxyacyl-CoA dehydratase activity. The record is from RefSeq and is a predicted model, not a curated record. The transcript is spliced from 3 exons. NCBI's taxonomy places the organism in Eukaryota, Fungi, Ascomycota, Eurotiomycetes, Eurotiales, Aspergillaceae. Bases 128 to 796 code for a protein of 222 amino acids. Gene Ontology annotation, biological process: very long-chain fatty acid biosynthetic process; sphingolipid biosynthetic process; fatty acid elongation. Gene Ontology annotation, cellular component: endoplasmic reticulum membrane.
UAUCAAGCUACACUACUUAUUUUCCCUCUUUCCUUCACCACCACCAUUCCACCACCACCACCACAACAACAACAGUACAUACACCCUCCCCUCCCAUCACCCCCCAAGGGAACCAACAAAAGAAAAGAUGGGACUAUCUCGCCCCUACCUCCUCCUCUACAACGCCGCCUCCCUCAUCCUCUGGGCAACAUGCACGAUCCGAGGCCUCUCGCAGCUCUUCUUCUCUCCGAAUACCAUCCCCCAAAUAUUCACGAACGUCUACCCCCUCCUCCUAACAACCCAAUCCCUCGCCCUACUGGAGAUCAUCCACAGUCUACUCCGUCUCGUGCGCGCGCCUGUCCUCACCACCGCCAUGCAGGUCGCUAGUCGCAUUCUGCUUGUCUGGGGAAUCAUGUAUCUGUUCCAGGGUGUGAUUGUGGGGGAGAAAUAUGCUGCUGCUGGUGUUGGUGGAAGUCAGGAGGUUGUUGGACUGGGUGAUUAUGCCUUCUUGGGGUGUUUGGGCGCGUGGGGUGUGACGGAGUGUAUUCGCUAUGGAUUCUUUGCCCUGCAGUUGUCGGGGGUUGGGGUGCCGGGGUGGUGGGCUUGGUUGAGGUAUAACACCUUCUAUGUGCUUUAUCCUCUUGGUAUCUCCAGUGAGUGUCUUAUGGUGUACAAGGCGUUGGGGCCUGCCGGGGAGUUGGUGAGUCCGUUGUAUCGGUGGUUUUUGAUUGCGGUGUUGGGGAUUUAUGUUCCUGGGUCGUAUAUUUUGUAUACGCAUAUGAUUAAGCAGAGACGCAAGGCGAUGAGCAAGAAAUAGGUGUGUUGACUGAAUAAAUUGGGGGUGGAGAUACGUGGUGGUGUAAGGUUAGAAGAGGUGGAUCUGUAUGAUGGUGAUAUACUGGUGUAGUGGUAUAGAUGGAUAUAAGCUCGGCACGAUAAUACAUAACAUAUUGUACACUAUAUACUUGGCAGCUACAUCUCCCUCAUGAUAUCACGCACGGC